AUGUUUGCCGAAUGGGUAACGCGCUGUCAUAUUAAACACAUUUUGGCCAUUGCAGAGCAUCCGGAGACCAAUGGAUUAGUGGGACGAGUUAAUCGUACAUUAACCCUUGCAUUAUGCGCCUUCGUCAACGCCGAACAUACGGACUGGGACUUACAUUUAGCAGCCGCAACGUACGCUAUUAAUACUGCCCGCCAAGCCACAACCGAGAUAACGCCGUUUGAAUUAGUGAAUGGUCGUCCAUCAGUCCUGGCCAUAGAGAAUCUCUUUCCUUGGCCAAAGAACGAACAAGAACCACAUGCCACUUAUUUGUCAUGCGUUUCGGAAUUGAGGUCGUCAGCUCGUUUGCGCAUUGUGGAAAAACAGCGGAAAAGCAAGGAAAGAACAGAUCGCGUUUCGGAAUUGAGGUCGUCAGCUCGUUUGCGCAUUGUGGAAAAACAGCGGAAAAGCAAGGAAAGAACCCGAGCUUCUCCAAGGUGA
Messenger RNA from Daphnia carinata, 477 nucleotides. RefSeq lists its product as uncharacterized. The transcript has a single exon. NCBI's taxonomy places the organism in Eukaryota, Metazoa, Arthropoda, Branchiopoda, Diplostraca, Daphniidae. Bases 1 to 477 code for a protein of 158 amino acids. Gene Ontology annotation, molecular function: nucleic acid binding. Gene Ontology annotation, biological process: DNA integration. The record is from RefSeq and is a predicted model, not a curated record.